AUGGUGAAAUCCACGAAAAAAGAAGUGGUUGAUAAUAGUCAGUCAAAAAUUUCAAGCUUUUUUGGGAAAGGUACAAAUUCCAAUGGAAAGUUGUUUACGACUGUUGGAUCUUCUAAGCUACGUUUACCAAAAAGGAAGGAUAAUGUCAUUAUCACUGAUAAUGCCCCGCCAGAUAAAAGUCUGCCUUUUAAGGCCUCCAGGAAUCCAGAGAUACAUUCUAUAGAGAAAGGUCCCUGUAACAGCAAACCAAAUUCUUCAACUUUCUUUACAAUUAUUCAGAAUCCUGCUGCCAAAAAUAUUUCUCAGGACAAAAUAACCGAAUCCGAGCCUAUAGAACAUAAAAAACAUUCCUCGUCUCAUGUAAUGAAUGAUUUAACAAAUUCUUUCAACAAGUCUGACCAAGGUACAGAUCAAGAUGACUUUGACAAGCAAACAGUUAAAUCAACCCUGAAAAUCUCUUCCUUAUCCUCACAAUCCUUGACUCCCAAGACUAGUAGUGACUCAGAACCUCUGCUCCUUAGUUCCUCACCCACAUUUCCAAAGACCAAAACUUAUAAUUCCGUUCAUGUCAUUCCUGAAACUCCAGAAAAUAAACCAAGAAAAAUCAUCAGUCGAACUUUCCUUGCAUCUUCAGCUCAGUUGAAAAACACUGUGGAAAACAAAAUCAACCAAGCCAAAAAUGUGGAGCUUUUAAAAAUGAGGAACAAAACUAAGCGACCAAAGCCAUGUGUUGCUAACCCUGUUAAACAUUUUGAUCAAUCUGUUGAUCAUAUAUUGAGUUCCAGUUUAGAGAAAUUAUCUCCUUUUAAACCAAGAACAAAGUGUCCAAAGAAGACAUUGCCACCAGUCGCCCCUGCUUGUGCCAGUUAUAACCGGUUUCAAGUGGACAAUGUACAGCAUCAUGGCAAUGACAAAAUCGAAUUGACUUUGUUGAAUGGAAAUUGUGCCAGGACAUGUAUGUUGUAUGGAUUCUGGUGUGACAGCCAUGUUGUGCCAGGCGAUGUUGUGAAUGUUUUAGGGGUCAGCCCUGAUUCUUCUGGAGUGUACCACAUCACAAAUCAAGAGGGACUUUUGGUGAUCAAUCCAGAUACACUAGUGUCAGGGACGUCAAUUGUUUCAACUUUGUUUUGUAUGCGCAAGGCAAUUCUUAAUGAAAGAUUUAAAGGUAUUGACAAAGGCAACGUACACAUGCUGUAUGGAAGUGUUAUUCAUUGUCUCUUUCAAGAGGUAAUGCAGAAGAAGAUGAGUGAAGAGAAACAACUUCUUGACAAAAAAAAAAAAAAAUCAGACGACCCAAUUGAAGAAAAAGAUAUACCAAAGUAUGGGCAAGGGAUGACAGAAUCUGCAGUCAUGGAAGAAAUUGUUAAAUACAUCCCAAGUAUUGUAACAUGGAUACAAAAACAUACAACAUUUGCCAAGACACCUAUUUCAGCUGGGAACCAAACAAUGGUUACUGAAAUCAGAGAUAUUGAAGAGAAUAUUUGGUCCCCAAGAUUUGGAAUGAAAGGAAAAAUUGAUUUAACAGUUGAAGUCAAGAUAAAAAACAAAAGAAAGAAGAUUGUUCCUUUAGAAUUGAAGACUGGACGAUCAAGUUUCUCAGCUGAGCAUAAAGGCCAGGUCACCCUAUAUUCUAUGAUGAGCUGUGAUCGUCAAGGUGACCCUGGCGAGGGUUUGUUGCUUUAUUUAAAGGAUCAGCCUCUUAUGGACACCAUUCCUGCUGACCAACAGAAUAAAAGAGGAUUGAUUCAACUACGAAAUGAAUUGGUAGAUUACCUUCAAAAUUCCCUGAAGCAGCAAAGCCCUUUGCCAUCUGAUUUAUCUGUUCUCUUGGGAAAUUUACCAGAGCCUAUCAAUAAUCAAAGAGCCUGCCCAAAAUGUCCACAUCUUCUCAAUUGUUCCUUAUAUCAGAAAUCAAUGCCUCAAAUGCAACCCCCAAGCAGAAAUUGGUCUAAUUUGUUGGAGACAACACUGAGCCACUUGUCUAAGCCCCAUCUUGAUUAUUUUGUCCGAUGGUGUGUAAUGAUGGAAAUGGAAAAUUGCAGCAAGAAGAGUGGGGAGGCAGUUAAGGGCAUUUGGUGUAGUUCAGGCAUUGAUAGAGAACUUAAAGGAGAAUGCCUGAGCAAUCUGCAACUUUCAAUGUCUGAAAAGCUUCCUGAUGGUGAGAAGUUUCUGAAUACCUUUCAAAGGCAUCCACUUUCAAAAUUAAAGCAAGAGUUUGCCUCCUUGGACACCAUAGGACUGUGCAGUCAGGAAAGUGUUGCUGUCAGUGCAGAAAGCAAGAAUCAAGUUGUGUUAUGUACUGGAAAUAUUUACAGAAUCACACCUGAAAAUGUUGUUGUUAUCAGUGACAGAAACCUUCAGGCUGAACCUGAUUUUGCUUCUCUUGUUUUUCGAGUUGACAAGUGUGAUACUUACAACACAUGGGGGACAUGCUACUGUAACUUGUCAAUCCUAAUGUCUGACAGUGCCCAUUGUGCUCGAUUGCGAGAGUUGAUCAUAGACCAUCAAAAACCACGACUUCAGACAACUUUACCAAAGAGCUUGAUUCUAAAAGUGAAAACUGUAUUCAAACCAUUAAACAAGCCACAAAGAGCAUCAGUUCUUAAAGUUUUAAUGAGUGAAGAUUAUGUCAUUGUUCGUGGUUAUCCAGGAACAGGCAAAACUUCAACUAUUGUUGCUUUGAUCAAAGUUUUGACAAACCUUGGCUUAUCAAUUCUCCUUGCCAGUUACACUCAUUCUGCUGUUGAUAACAUUCUCUUCAAGUUGAAAAAGGAGAAAGUUGAAUUUUUGCGACUUGGGAGAAAGGAACGGAUACAUCCUGAAAUUUAUCCAUUCUCAGAGGAUUUUUUAAUAAAGUCAGUGACUAAUGUGGAGGAAUUGAAAAAGCUGUAUGAAUCAAAGCGUGUUGUGGCAACUACGUGUUUGGGAAGCAACCAUGUUCUUUUCUCUACUCAGCACCAAAUGUUCGAUGUGUGUAUUGUGGAUGAAGCAUCACAAGUGACUCAGUUGGCUUGCAUUGGUCCACUUUUCUCAGCGAAGAAGUUCAUUUUAGUUGGAGACUCUAAACAACUACCACCAGUUGUCCAAAGUAAGCAAGCCAAAGCUCUUGGAAUGGACCAAAGUCUCUUUGAAUUGCUAGAAAAUCAAGGAGCCACUGUUGAGUUACAUUUACAAUAUCGAAUGAAUAGUGAAAUAAUGGCAUUGUCCAAUGAGCUGAUGUAUGAAGGUUGUCUCAAAUGUGGCACUGUUGAAGUCUCGGCUCAGACAAUCAAGUUGAUCAAUAUUGAAUCUCUGAAGAAAAUGUUACCUUUUUGGUUGAAUGACAUUCUGAGUGAAGACCUAGAAAAAUCUGUGGUUUUUGCAAACACAGUCAAGGUUCCAGGUCGAGAAUGUUAUAAUUCUCGAGGAGAAGUAAUGAAUGAAAUUGAAGCUCAUCUCGUUGCAAUGAUUGUACAUACAUUAUUUUUGGCGGGAGUUUCUGCGUUUGAAAUUGGUGUCAUUGCUCCAUACAGAAACCAAGUGAAACUUGUUCAGAAAACUUUGGGGUCAGUGCUGGAAGGUCAGCCAGUGCAGACUGUUGAAGUGAACACAGUUGAUCAGUACCAGGGCCGAGAUAAAGAUGUUAUCAUUGUAACAUUUGUUCGAAGUCAGUCCCACAAUAACUCUUCCAAUCCUUGCUCUGGGGAGCUUUUAAAAGACGGUCGCCGUUUGAAUGUUGCUGUGACAAGGGCCAAAAAGAAAUUGAUUCUUGUUGGGGAUGUCACAACACUGGAGCAAUUUGAACCUUUGGCAAAAAUCCUGCCUCUUUUGAGGAAGAAAAAUCAAAUAUCCUUUUUAGUUUAUCAGAUUGCAUGUUAUCUUGAUUAUUUUGGGAGAAAAAAAAAAUUAUUUUCAUUGUUUUUGCCUUUUUCCUUUGUGACCUUGGUAGCAGCAGAUCCAUGA
Acanthosepion pharaonis is the source of this 3942-nucleotide messenger RNA. The record is from the annotation of a GenBank genome assembly. NCBI's taxonomy places the organism in Eukaryota, Metazoa, Mollusca, Cephalopoda, Sepiida, Sepiidae.